Mya arenaria is the source of this 1288-nucleotide messenger RNA. RefSeq names its product sacsin-like. The record is from RefSeq and is a predicted model, not a curated record. NCBI's taxonomy places the organism in Eukaryota, Metazoa, Mollusca, Bivalvia, Myida, Myidae. Gene Ontology annotation, molecular function: Hsp70 protein binding. The transcript is spliced from 6 exons. Bases 114 to 1283 code for a protein of 389 amino acids.
CGCAGUUUAAUCGACGGAGAGCUAUGAAGAUAGACGGAUAGCUAUGCGUUUAAAUCUUCUGUCAUUACUGAGGUUUACAUUUAUGUAACAAAGUCUGAGGUGUUAAAAGAACCAUGGCGUUCGGGGGCAGGGGUGAUGCGGUCCGGAUGCGGCAGCCUCAGUUUAGCGCCAUGAGACAACCGCCUUUGAUUAGGCAGCUGAGGGGGAUCCUUGCUGAGUACCCGGAUGGAGGACAGAUUCUGAAGGAGUUGAUACAAAACGCAGAGGACGCUGGUGCGCGAGAUGUGAGCAUUCUUCUGGAUGCGGGGCGCACCAACAGGGAUGCUGGGGACAAGGCGCCGGUUUACACCAAAUUCUUCCAGGCUCCCGCACUUUGCGUGUAUAACGAUGCAGUAUUCACGGAACAGGACUGGGAGGGCAUUACGAUGAUAUACAGCAGCAUAAAAGAGGAGGACAAAUCUAAAGUCGGUAGAUUCGGGCUCGGAUUCAAGUCUGUGUUUCACAUUACAGACUACCCUUGUAUCAUCAGCGGAGACAAAAUGUUGUUGAUUGAUCCGCAACAACCGACUGACAGAGUGAAUGCCUUCUUUGAAAUACCUUUGAUGCACGAUCCCUGGGAGGGACUUGACAUGAACGAUUUUUACAAUGGCCUUGGUGGAUAUUUUGGCGUAGAUCAGCGUAUGAUUAGUGAUGGACAUUUCAACGGAACGUUGUUCUGGUUUCCUUUAAGGGAAAGAGCGUCCCCUUUGUCUGACACAUUGUACGACGAACGCAAGAUUCUUGAUCUUUUGGAUGGCUUGAAGUCUGAGGCACCUAGCAUCCUCAUUUUCUUAAGAAACCUGGAAUCGCUGACAGUUUUUACAGCGAAAGAAUGUUAUCAACGUACAUCAACAUUCGGUACGCAUGAACACAACAGAAAACGGCCUAGUUUUCAUGUACGCAUCAAAGAUGCUGAGCACCAGGUUCGACAUGCAAGGGAAGAGUUUAUUGCCAAAAUGGACACAAACAGUAGUGAUGUCACAAGUAUGACAGAUUACUGCAUAGAAGUUACAACAGAUGGACAGGUUACAGAUUACUAUUGGGCUGUGUUAAACUACUUUGUUGGCACUUCUGCCUCUGGACAAUUUCUAACACUAAUCAAUGACAAAGACAUAAGCAUGAGUCCUUGUGUUUCCAUUGCUGUUUCUUUAGAUCAGUCUCGUCAACAGUUUGAGGGACAUAUAUAUUGCUUCAUGCCUUUACCGAAAGAAGGAUCAAAGCUUACCGGUUUACCUUUCAUGUGAACGGA